AUGCGAAAUGGAAAGUUCGAGAGAAAGAAGGUGGACACGGUGGAGGCUCUGAGCAAAGAGGAGAGGGAGGCCAUCUUGGCCGACAUGGAGCAAGAGAAGCAAAAGAAGAUGCAGGCGAUAACAGAGAAGAUGAAGCAGCAAGUAAAGAGGAAGAAGAAGCAGCAGGAGGAUGUGGAAGCCAAGAAGAGGGCCCAGAUGGAGGAGGUCGAGGCCCUCGAAGAGGAGAGGAGGCGGCAGAAGGUGAAAGAGCUCAAGAACUGGCUGCGACAGAAAGAGGAGCAGGAUCGUGCAAAGAAGGAGAGGGACGCCGCAAUGGUGUUGGAGAUGCAGGAGAAGGAGGUGCAGAAGGUCGAGCAGGCGAAGGUACUUGAGCAGCAGAGGCAAGAGCAGCGGGAUCGUCGGCUCCAGGCAGUUGCCAAGCAGAAGGCACGCUCCUCCGACAAGAAGGAACAAUUCUGCGAGGGCUGUCCUCUUGAGAGGGCUGUUCUCUUGGGUCUUUUCAGCACAGCAAAGGACACCUUUCGUGAUACGGGUGAAGGAAGCCUGUUUUUCCAGGCCGCGCAACAGGAGAAGCUCAAUGCAUCCCAAAGGGAGCAGCCAGAGGACGCGCAUCAGGACCUGCUGUGA
Molecule: messenger RNA, 627 nt
Organism: Symbiodinium natans
Lineage: Eukaryota; Dinophyceae; Suessiales; Symbiodiniaceae
Source: the annotation of a GenBank genome assembly